Molecule: messenger RNA, 690 nt
Organism: Clonostachys rhizophaga
Lineage: Eukaryota; Fungi; Ascomycota; Sordariomycetes; Hypocreales; Bionectriaceae
Source: the annotation of a GenBank genome assembly
AUGUCAUCUUCGGUCUCAGCUUCGAUAGCGGUGCUUAAGGAUGCGCUCGAGCAGAUAGUCCGAAACCCUCGAUACCACGAUGUCCUCUCUCUUCUCAAGACCGCGCGCAAUGGUGCCGUAUACGGCACCAAGGUCCGAUUCCCUCAUGCCUUAGUAAUGAUCUUUCUCUUCCGAUCUGGAACUUUCCGACAAAAGGCUGGGCUUGUCUUGAGGGCCACGCGACACCACGCUUCCAACCUCGCUCGGUUCGCAACGAUAUACAAACUCACAAUGCUUGCGCUCAAGCACUACGGCGCCACGCCAGGAAAAGAGGGGACCUAUGAUUCCUUCUUCGCUGGUCUGGUCGGCGGCUACUUCGUCUUCGGCGGGCGCUCCAAGCGAUCGGGCAAGAUCUCGUCGGUCAACCAGCAAAUCGUCAUCUACGUCUUCGCCCGCGUCGUCCUGGCCCUCGCGCGCCUUGCCGUCAAGCCCGGCGUCGGCUUCCCCCUCGUGUCCGCGGAGCCCCUGCACUCGCGCAUCAACCACUACGCCUGGCCCGCGUUCGCGUCGCUCAGCUGGGCCUCGGUCAUGCUGCUCUUCCGCUACCACCCGGAGGAGCUGCAGUCCAGCCUGCGGAGCAGCAUGGUGUACAUCUACCGGGACUGCGACGACUGGGACUCGCUGCGGACGCUCCUCUGGCACAACAAAUAG